CGAAUUUUCCCCCGCGAAAGCCAAAAAGCUCGAGCGAGAAAAAGAUCAGAAAGAGGUAAAAAAAAAAAAAGCCGUACGGAGCAGGCCCCCUCGGCUGCGUGGGGCCUCGUUCCGUCUCCCCUCCCCAUAGAAAAUGCGCCAUCGACGGUGCCCAUGGAGAUAACGUACGCCUCCGCCAGCUCCCCCGACCUCGCCGCCGUCGCCCGCCACGCCGGCUCCAACCCUUCCUCCUCCUCCGCCUCCUCCUCCUCCUCCGUCAUGCCGCACUCCCGCCCCGUCAAGGUCAUCCCCCUGCAGCACCCGGCGGCCCCGCCGUCGUCGUCGGCGGCCGGGGCGGCGGCGGCGGCGGGCGGCUCGAUGUGGCUGCGGUGGAGUUCGAAGGCGAAGCGGAUGACGUGCGUGGAGUGGAUCGAGGUCUUCCUGCCCUGCGUCCGGUGGAUUCGGGCGUACAGGUGGCGCGAGUACUUGCAGAUCGAUCUCAUGGCCGGGAUCACCGUCGGCGUCAUGCUCGUGCCUCAGGCAAUGUCAUACGCAAAACUAGCUGGGUUGGAACCGAUUUAUGGCCUCUACUCUGGUUUUGUGCCUGUAUUCGUCUAUGCCGUAUUCGGAUCGUCUCGUCAACUUGCAGUAGGCCCAGUAGCAUUGGUGUCUCUCCUUGUCUCUAAUGUACUGAGUGCAAUUGUUGAUUCUUCUGAUGAGCUAUACACAGAACUUGCAAUACUGCUGGCUCUUAUGGUUGGGGUAUUGGAAUGCAUCAUGGGGCUCUUGAGGCUUGGAUGGCUCAUUCGUUUCAUCAGCCACUCUGUAAUAUCUGGCUUCACAUCCGCUUCUGCCAUUGUCAUUGGAUUAUCUCAAGCAAAAUACUUUUUGGGAUAUGACAUUGUUCGAAGUAGCAAGAUCGUGCCCCUGAUCAAAAGUAUAAUAGCUGGAGCAGAUGGGUUUUCGUGGCCACCAUUUGUUAUGGGAUGUGUUAUUCUUGCGAUCCUUCUGGUUAUGAAGCACCUGGGAAAAUCAAGGAAGUACCUGCGAUUUCUGCGAGCAGCGGGGCCCCUUACAGCAGUGGUCUUGGGCACAGCUGUUGUGAAAAUUUUUAAUCUAUCUUCUAUUUCUCUGGUAGGUGAGAUACCACAGGGCCUCCCAAGCUUUUCUGUUCCGAAGAACUUCGGGUAUAUGACAUCUUUAAUUCCAACUGCACUUCUCAUUACUGGCGUGGCUAUAUUGGAAUCUGUGGGAAUUGCCAAAGCAUUGGCAGCAAAGAAUGGAUACGAGUUGGACUCCAAUCAAGAGCUUUUUGGUCUUGGUGUGUCAAAUAUACUUGGUUCCUUUUUUUCAGCAUACCCUACUACAGGUUCCUUUUCCCGGUCAGCUGUAAACCAUGAAAGUGGUGCAAAGACAGGUGUAUCUGGAAUUGUUACAGGAAUCAUAAUGGGCUGUGCCCUUUUAUUCUUGACUGAGUUGUUUGAAUAUAUACCACAGUGUGCACUAGCUGCCAUUGUGAUAUCUGCUGUUAUGGGCCUGGUGGAUUAUGAGGAAGCUAUAUUUCUUUGGCGUGUGGAUAAGAAAGAUUUUCUUCUUUGGACAAUUACUAGCACAACAACAUUGUUCUUUGGUAUUGAAAUAGGUGUCCUUGUUGGGGUUGGUGCUUCUCUUGCUUUUGUCAUUCAUGAAUCAGCAAAUCCACAUAUCGCUGUCUUGGGGCGCCUACCUGGCACCACUGUCUAUAGAAAUAUAGAACAGUACCCAGAAGCGUAUACCUACAAUGGAAUUGUUAUUGUUCGGAUUGAUGCUCCAAUAUAUUUUGCCAAUAUUAGUCACAUAAAAGAUCGGCUACGGGAAUAUGAAAUUGAGGUCGAUAAAUCCACACGAAGGGGCCCGGAAGUUGAUAGAGUUUAUUUUGUGAUUCUAGAGAUGGCACCUGUCACGUAUAUUGAUUCCAGUGCUGUUCAAGCUUUAAAGGACUUGUACCAAGAGUACAAAUUACGGGACAUUCAGAUCGCUAUUUCCAAUCCGAACCGGGACAUCCUGCUUACUUUUUCAAAGUCCGGAGUGGUUGACAUGAUUGGUAAGGAAUGGUUUUUUGUUCGAGUCCAUGAUGCUGUUCAAGUCUGCCUCCAACAUGUCCAGAGCCUAAAAGAAAUGCCCACAACACCCGACCCUCCACCUGAGGAUAGACCAAGUCUCUUGCAGAGAUUACUCAGGCAAACCGGGGAGGAUCUCUCGAUUCUUGAGCUGGAGUCCGGAAAUCAGAGGCCUCCAGCAUCUAUGGACACCGAUCCUCAAUUGGAACCUCUCUUACCCCGGAAGCCUUGAACGUUUCUUCCCGGUGAUGGAUGUGCAGCCAGAAAUUAUUCGCACGAGGCCGUGCUCAAUUGUAUGAUCUAAUAAUCCAUUUUUUUCCGGCCAUAAGGGAGGAUUUUGUUUUCUCUUUCUCUGUGAGUAAAGUAGAUAAUCUUGUAUAAUAGGAUUAGCAUGUAUCACUGUAUUAUAUUCAUCAAUAAGUAGAUCUCAAUUCGCUGCA
Syzygium oleosum is the source of this 2518-nucleotide messenger RNA. RefSeq names its product sulfate transporter 4.1, chloroplastic-like. Gene Ontology annotation, molecular function: secondary active sulfate transmembrane transporter activity. Gene Ontology annotation, cellular component: membrane. Bases 154 to 2310 code for a protein of 718 amino acids. Gene Ontology annotation, biological process: transmembrane transport. The transcript has 17 exons. Lineage: Eukaryota; Viridiplantae; Streptophyta; Magnoliopsida; Myrtales; Myrtaceae. The record is from RefSeq and is a predicted model, not a curated record.